Lactuca virosa is the source of this 3146-nucleotide messenger RNA. Lineage: Eukaryota; Viridiplantae; Streptophyta; Magnoliopsida; Asterales; Asteraceae. The record is from the annotation of a GenBank genome assembly.
AUGAUCACAUCAAACCCAAUAUCUUUCUUCAUCCUAUUGGCAAUAAUAAGCCUACUGCUUCCUACCUUAAUAAUCCCAUUUUGGAUUUUAAAAAUCAAAGCAAUUGAAAAAGAAGUCGAUUUGAUGACCAAGAAAUCUCAUGAAGAAACAUGGUCUGUCAUACAACAUGCAGCAACCACAUUGCUUCCAAUGAAAUCAUCAGCAACCAACUUAGCUAAACUUGCAACCGUUUCUCUGGGUAAAAGUAAAACAGACCUGAUCUCAUUCUCUCACAUAGAAUCUCAAGUGUCUCCAUUGUUGUUUCAAGCACUGUUAACGAUCCCACACCUGUCACAAGUUUCAUAUAUCAGACAAGAUGGCUUGCUUUUUGCAUUAUUAUACUCCAACAACGUUAACCAACAGCAUAUAUUUGCUAUUUAUUCCAACACUUCGUUUUCUAGAAACGGUUAUUCAUGGUACACUCAGCCUAUUGAUUCGGAUACAGGGAAGUUGUAUGGAGAUGCAGUUGUGUUUCCAUCUCAAGUUUUGGUUAAUGAAACGUGGUUACAACAAGCUUUGAAUUCUACAAAUGGAUGUGCUUCAGCUUCAUUAGGGAAGUCAUUGAAUGAUGUCAAUGAUUUGCUUGUCUUGAAUACAGCAGCUGGUGUGGAUAAAAAUGGAGGAGUCAUCUCACUUGGCUUUCAUCUCAAAUCGUUAAUGAAUGGCAUAAAACCUUCUGGUGGAGGUUUGUACUUGGCUACAAAAGAUGGUAAUGUUGUUCUACGUGAACUGGAGCUGGAGGGGAAUAAGACAAUAUCUUUUCAGCUAUGGAAUGGGAAUAUUCAUGGUCCGGAAUCACAUGUUUUAACGAUUUCAGGAACAAAAUAUAUCUUGUACUACUCUUCCUCCCUUGAUGGAAUGGAGUUGGUAUAUGUAUUGGCAUUACCAUAUGAUGGUAUUGGUGGAGUAGAAAGCAGGAUGCAUAAGAAUAUAGUAUUUGGUUUGUUGCUUCUUUCACUGCUGUUUGUGACUGUUGCCAUCUCUAUCUUCAGUUUCGUGGUGUUAACAGUGAGAGCAGCAAAAAAAGAGAUGUGCCUAAGAGCUGCUCUUAUAAAACAGAAGGGAGCAACACAAGAAGCAGAAAGAAAGAGCAUGAAUCAGAGUCUUGCAUUUGUUACUGCCAGCCAUGAUAUCCGUGCUUCAUUAGCAGGCAUUGCUGGAUUGUUAGAGAUGUCCAUCAACGAGGUCGAUCAACGAUCAGAAUUAGCUAAAAACUUGAAACUUGUGCAGAUAUGUUCAGGAGAUCUUUAUGGUAUACUCAACUCUAUUCUUGAUACAAGUAAAAUAGAAGCUGGGAAGAUGGAGCUAGAAGAAAAAGAGUUUGACUUGACAAAAGUAGUUGAGGGUGUGGUUGAGUUGUUCUAUCCUGUUGGUCUGAAAAAAGGAGUGGAUGUGAUUUUGGAUGCUUCUUUGAUCAAAUAUUCUCAUGUCAAAGGGGAUGAAGGCAGGCUUAAACAGAUAUUGUCCAACUUACUCAGCAAUGCUAUCAAAUUUACCUCAGAGGGUAAUGUGUCUGUCCGCGCUUGGGCCAGGAAGCGUGGAUUACAGUACACACAUGAUGAAGAAUCUACAAGAGGAGGAGGAUGUUGCUUAUUUUUCAGAACCGAAGCGCGUAUAGAUGAAUUCCAUGACCAUGAUGAUCCUAAUUCCAUGGAAUUCGUAUUUGAAGUCGACGAUACUGGAAAAGGUAUUCCCAAAGAGAAACAAGCGUCUAUCUUUGAAAACUAUGUUCAGGUCAAAGAAACGGGUCCUGAAAUUGAAGGCACUGGCUUAGGCCUUGGAAUCGUCCAGUCUCUGGUACGACUGAUGGGCGGAGAGAUAAGCAUAGUUGACAAGGAAGUGGGGGAAAAAGGCACAUGCUUCAGGUUCCAUGUUGUGUUUAAGGUUUGUGUAUCUGAUCUCAGUGAAGACGACAAGACUGUGAAAAGCUCUCCUCCUCCUUCUUCUUCUUCUUCUUCUAUAGUUGUUCUCUUCAUUAGCAGUGAUGAAAGGCGAAAGAUGGCACAAAAUUUUAUAGCAGCUCAAGGAAUUAAAGUUUUAGCAGUGAAAAACAUAGGACAACUAUCAGAAAGUCUCCGGGAGUUUAGACGACAAGAAGAGGAACAAAACAGAUCAUCAUCUGAUUUAAGUUUAAGUUUUGGGUACCUCAACUGGCCCACACCCACACCAACAUCAAAUGGAGUUGGAGUUCCUUUAAGCGCAUUGGAUGGGACUGAUGUGUCGCCGACCCCACAAAGGAAUAAUAAUAAUAAUCAAACAGGUCGUCGUGUACCAAAUUUCAUAUUGCUUGUGAUCGAUACAACACGGGUUGACUUCAAUGAGCUAUGCAAAGCAGUUGCUGAAUUCAGAAAAGACUCCAAGAAUUCCUGUUCUAGAAUCAGAAUCGUCUGGUUAGGUUCUAAGUGCAUUCAACUCCAAGGCCUCGACGAGAAGAAGCUUCCCCCGUCUGACAUCAUCAUACCCAUGCCGCUCCAUGGCUCACGUCUACACUCGUUGAUACAUCUUCUUCCAGAAUUUGGGGGGAACUUCCCCGGCACACCGCCAAUUGCAAAUCAUCAUCAAAUCACAAAACAAGAAGAAGAAAUUGAAAGUAGCAGCAGCCCUUUGAGAGGGAAAAAAGUGUUGGUGGCAGAAGAUGAUUCUCUGCAGCAGAUGAUAGCCAAGAAGAUCCUUUUGAAGCUUGGCGUGAGUUUUGAGAUGUGCAGAAACGGGAAAGAAGCUUUCAACAUGGUCUCCAAAGGGCUAAGUCAUCAAACAAAUCUCGGAGCUUCACAUAUUCUGCCGUAUGAAUAUAUCUUUAUGGAUUGUCAGAUGCCGGAGAUGGAUGGUUGUGAAGCAACAAGACUGAUAAGAGUUAAGGAGAAAGAAUAUGGUGUGCACAUCCCAAUCAUUGGAUUAACAGCACAUGCAGAGGGCCAAGAACUAAACAAGUUUAUUGAAGCGGGAAUUAACAUUAAUAUAUCCAAACCAAUAACCGAGCAGAAGAUAUUGAAAGCGAUUCAAGAACUCCACAGAAGAAAAUGAUUUCGGUACUUAAUUGUUGGGCUUAGAAUACAAUCUCAGUUUGGGUUUAAAUUUUAACACGGAAAAGAAAGAAUACUUGACAG